Molecule: messenger RNA, 2114 nt
Organism: Epinephelus moara (kelp grouper)
Lineage: Eukaryota; Metazoa; Chordata; Actinopteri; Perciformes; Serranidae
Gene: chn1
Product: chimerin 1
Exons: 7
Coding region: 454-1458 (334 amino acids)
Biological process (GO): positive regulation of GTPase activity; signal transduction
Molecular function (GO): GTPase activator activity
Source: RefSeq, a predicted model, not a curated record
CCCUGACGGCAUCCAUACACAAUAGUGUGCUGUCUCUGUUCCAGGGAGAAUAUCAGCUCUGCACAGGGAGGAGAGGAUUAGCGCAACCACUCAGCUCAUCUGCAUACACGUUCCCAGAGAACCACAUGAGCACCCAGGGCUGCACCUCUUUUGUAUAAAACCUGGCACUGCUAUCACAGAGGCUCCACUUCAUCUACUGUCACUGCUGUGAGAGGAUUUAAUAAGGACCACAGUUCUGUUCCCCCUAUUGGACUCUUUUAAAUUAUUUCCAGACUCUUUUUUUUAUAAUUCAAAUUUGCAAUUUGCUGUCUGUGAUGUCUCUAUUUAAUUGGGACAAUGCAAGUAAUAUCAUUUGAUAUCUUGCACUGAGCAUCAAACAGUUUUCCCCUCCUUUUUUGGGACUUUUCCACCAGGCUUGUUCCUUCAUCUGGUUUGGGAGACUGCAGCACCAGAAUGCCAUCUAGAGAGUCCUACGAGGUUCACAAGGAAGAGAAGUCCCUGGUGCAAAAGGCCAAGCGGGAGGCCAAUCAGGAGGAUAUUCUGGCGGCAGCUCUGGGGAUGAGGAUGGGGCCACAGAAACCUCCAGCCACUUUCUGGCAGCCACUUAAACUAUUCGCCUAUUCACAGCUCACCUCACUGGUUCGCAGAGCCACCCUGAAGGAGAGCGAGCGGACAUCCAAAUCGGAGAAAGUCCACAACUUCAAGGUCCAUACCUUCCGAGGGCCGCACUGGUGCGAACACUGCGCCAGCUUCAUGUGGGGACUGAUGGCUCAGGGGGUCAAAUGUGCAGACUGUGGUUUGAAUGUCCACAAACAGUGUUCAUCUCUGGUCCCCAAUGACUGCAAGCCAGACCUGAGACACAUCCGUAAAGUCUUCAGCUGUGACCUCACGACCUUGGUGCAAGCUUACAACACAGCGCGACCCAUGGUGGUGGACAUGUGCAUACGGGAGAUCGAGUCAAGAGGACUGAAGUCUGAAGGCCUGUACAGAAUAUCUGGAUUCAGUGAUUCGUUGGAGGAAGUCAAGAUGGCGUUUGAUAAAGAUGGCGACAAGACAGACAUCUCAGUGAACGCCUAUGAAGACAUCAAUAUCAUCACCGGUGCACUGAAACUUUACCUCAGGGAUUUGCCUGUUCCCAUCAUCUCUUAUGACGCUUACCCCAGGUUCAUCGAGGCUGCAAAGCUCACAGACCCAGAGAAGAAGCUGGAAGCUUUCCGAGAGGCUCUUGCUUUGCUGCCGCCAUCACACAAUGAAACUUUGAAGUACCUCAUGGCACAUUUAAAAAGGGUGACACAGAAUGAGAAGUUCAACCUGAUGAACGCAGAGAACCUCGCCAUCGUCUUUGGACCCACCCUCAUGCGUGUGCCAGAUGCAGACGCCAUGACAGCACUCAACGACAUCCGCUACCAGAGACAGGUGGUGGAGAUGCUCAUUAAACAUGAAGACGCGCUCUUCUAAACACAGAUCAGGACUUUUAUAGAACAGCUAUCUAAUCAUUCUUUUGUGUAAAGACUUGAAUGACAGUUUGUAUUACACUGAUUGAUACAUUUUUUUUAAAUGCCCUGCGUAUGGACUAGUGCUGACCUAACAUCUGUCCUCUCCUGUAUCGGGUGUGGACGAUGAACUUUACACUUGUACGUACUCUACGUCUCCCCAUUUUUGUCGGGGGAUUUUCAGAAGCUGACAGGCCAGCAUGCAUGGUGCGAGGUCUUUGUUGCUUUGUAGUCGUAACCCAGCAUGUGUUCACAUCGUGUAGUGCUGUGAUUUUGCUUUUGUCUGCUCUGUAGUAGUUCGAUAGUCCACAUCCCAGCUGCCUGCUGCGCAGUUUCUUUCAGUUCAACAUUGUAUAGCUGGAUGUAAAAAUAAGCUACUGAUGUUUCUGGGUAAUUUUUAUGAUGCUGUAUUUUUUUAUCUCCUCAACUGUUUUUAUGUAACCUGAUGUAGUUGAAUGAGCCUUUCCUCUUAAUGUGUACACACUGGUGCGUUUGCCUGACCUUAACAUUUUUACUGUUUUAAACAGCAUUAUUUGUGAAUUUAAUUUUUUAUUGUAAUGUUUUUGUACACACCUUGUGCAUGAUCACUUUAAUUUAUUAAACCUUACUCUGAGAAAUUAA